UAAAAGCUCCACCUUUUAGGAUAAACCAGAGGGGCAUCUGUACGUUGCUGCUGCUGCUGCUGCUGCGGGACAGACGGACAGGACGGGGGUGUGCGGGACUGAGCUCUGCCGCUGCGGGCUUUGGCUUUCAGGAUUUUUUUUUUUUUUCCGCCUCCCUUUUGACUAUGAUUUUCAUUUUCCAGCGCUCUGAGGUUGAUGCGGGGCUUAGUCCGAAAAGAGGGGACACGCACACAGACAGGUAGCUACUCGCGCGCGGUGUGUUUGCGGUCGCUUUCGUUAUGAGACUCUGAUGCGCGCGGAGAGAACAGGAUGCCCGUCAGCGGCGCCGACUCACUGAAAGCCGGCGCCUUCAUCCCGGUGUGCACGGCCGCCUUCCUUCUGGUCGGCUCCACCUCCCUGUUCCUCGUCUUCACAUGCCCGUGGCUGGCUGUAAACAUCUGCCCUGCUGUGCCGCCAUGCUGUGCCAUUGUCUUCCUUUUUGUGCUGGCCAACUUCACCAUGGCAACCUUCAUGGAUGCUGGUGUUCUCCCAAUGGCCAACGAGGACGAGGACAAGGAUGAUGAGUUCCGUGCUCCGCUGUAUAAGAAUGUGGAUGUGAAGGGCGUCCAGGUGCGGAUGAAGUGGUGUGCGUCGUGUCAUUUUUACAGGCCUCCGCGCUGCUCCCACUGCAGCGUUUGUGAUCACUGUGUGGAGGAUUUUGACCAUCACUGUCCCUGGGUGAACAACUGCAUCGGGAGGCGAAACUACCGCUACUUCUUCCUGUUUCUGUUGUCGCUGACGGUUCACAUGAUCGGCGUCUUCACCUUCGGACUCAUAUAUGUCCUGCACCACAAGGACGAAUUAUGGAAGCUGCACUGCACUGUCACUUUGGUAGUGAUCAGUAUAUCAGGGCUGUUUCUUCUCCCGGUCCUGGGUCUCACUGGUUUCCACUUUUACCUGGUGUCCAGAGGACGCACCACCAAUGAACAAGUAACUGGGAAGUUUCAAGGAGGUGUAAAUCCUUUCACGCGAGGUUGUUGCAACAACCUGGAGUAUCUGGUUUGCAGCCCAAUCUCUCCAAAGUACACAGCGAGGCCCCGUAAGAAAACAGUGAUCCACGUUCAGCCUCCGUUCCUUAGACCAGAGAUUGACAGGCAGAGGCAAAUGAAAGUCAGGGACAAUGGGAUACAGUGUCAGGAUCUCCAAAAUAAACGAACGUCAGCCGGAGCUGUCGAGCUGUCGGAUAUCAAACAAAUGAAAACUCCCCCACCGCUGCCACCAAAACCAGAUCACGGCCAGCUGAAAAGCCAACUGGCUGUCAUGGAUGAGAUGGGACACCACACCAAAACUAUCAUUCCUGUAUCCAUUCCCACUGUGCCACAGCUCCGGCCUGUCCUGGAUGCCAUAUCAAGAGGAUCGUCACCUAUUCCUCCAGAGCAGUUGCUGAAGACAUCAGAGCAGCAAGGGAACAACAAAGGCCCUGACGUCCGCUCUGACCCUAAACAAAGCCCUGGGAGAGGCAGCCUGCAGGCCAGCCUUCCUGUCCAGGCCAACACCAUCUCCAGCUCGCUGCAGCUCAACUCUCUGACACUCAACACCCGAUCUCUCACCCUCAAACACAGCAAUCGCCACGGUAGCAAAUCUCAGCUACCUGCCAUGCAUGGUGACGGUUUGGGGUCCAAUCCCUCACCGGGGACCAUCAGCUCUUCCUGCCUGCUGGCCAACCCCAGCAGCAGCAGCCUCACUUAUGAUAACCUCAUUAACCCUGCAGAGCCUCAGUUCCUGGCUCAGAGAGGGGCUCCUCCAGUCGGCUACCACUCUCACUUUUUGGCUAUGGGCAUAGAUGGGUCUGUGGUGCAGCGGCCCCCUUCUCACGGCUACAGUCCCGUGUUUAUGGGCGUCACCAGACAGUCUCCUCAGCAUCGGGACCCCUCACCUUCUCUGCAGGGCCGCACCUCAAGGGAGCCCUCACCUUCCUUCCAAGGUUUCACUCAAAGAGACCCUUGUCCGGGUUUUCAAGGGCUGAUGGCAAGAGACCUCACAUCCCAAAGCGUAACAUCACGAGACCUCAGCCCUCCAGGUCUGACGAUGCGGGAUAAGACCUCUCAAAGUCUACGAGACAGCCUUCGCGAUCUUGGCCCACAGGGUUUGACACCUCAGAAGUCUGCAGCUGUACGCUAUGACUUUUCAAAAACCAUCAUGGCAUCAAUCCACGAGAGACGAGAGGUGGAGGAGAGGGAUAGGAUGCUGCGUCUCCAAGCCAGAUCCCAGGCCCUGUAUGGCCCAGAUGUGGGGAUCUAUGACAUCCCCAGCAGGAGGAGUCUACCACCAGACAGCAUCCGACCUCUGGGCUCCCGUGGACCAACUCCUCCAGCCUACGGCUCAAGGGAGUUCCUGAUGAGUACAGGCAUCCUCGGUUAUGGCAUGAGGACCUCACCUCUCUCCAGCUCCUCCACGUCGUCUCUGACUCGAGGCCCGAAAACCUCCAGCUCUCCUCUGCAGAGCAGCAGCAGCAGCAGCCUGCAAAGCAAAGGCAGGUCUUCUUCUCCGGCUUACUGCCAUCCUGACAGACAGACUCAACCCCUCCCUUCCUCUACAGCCACUCUGCCUCGCUUACCCUCCUCCUCCAACUCCUCCGCCCUCUCGUACGCCUCCUAUGCCACCGCGAAACGAUCCUCGCUCCCAUACUCCUCUGAGGGGAAGGACUCAGUCACCCUGGGAGCCCUGAAAUAAUAUAAAAAUACUCAAUGUCUCUGAUGGUGUGAAUGAAUCAUCUAUGCAGUGUUAGUCUCAGUCUUCACAGCUCCAAAAUACUUUGUAAAUACGAGGCCAUAUGGGACUUUACUGUGUGGGAGGGAGAAUACACAGUAAUGGACGAACUUAGAAAUAUUCCUGAAAAUGUCAUGCAAGUUUGACAAAUCAGAAAAACGGUGAAUCUCAGGAUAGUCGUGCCUCCUCUUACAGACAGAGCGAGCUCUAUAAACUCAGUCAAAGCAGAAGAGCUAUGUGAAGAAUACAUAUUAACUUAUUAUCUGUUUGUAUGUGUUUUGAUAUUGCUUUUGUGACACGAUGUAAUUCCAUAUCAUUUAAUAUUUCCCCCGCUGCAAAAUACCCAUUUUAAUAGAAUUUUGUAGUUG
Molecule: messenger RNA, 3116 nt
Organism: Anarrhichthys ocellatus (wolf-eel)
Lineage: Eukaryota; Metazoa; Chordata; Actinopteri; Perciformes; Anarhichadidae
Gene: zdhhc8a
Product: zDHHC palmitoyltransferase 8a
Exons: 10
Coding region: 310-2712 (800 amino acids)
Biological process (GO): protein palmitoylation
Molecular function (GO): palmitoyltransferase activity
Source: RefSeq, a predicted model, not a curated record